AUGAUCACAAGAGGUGCAAGCUCGCUUCUGCGAGCUACGGCGCCAGCGUCAGCGUCGCGCUCGCCGCUGCUUGCUCGCUCCCUGGUCUCGUCCGUGGUCACAAGGCAGCCCAAUUCGACCGAGAAGCGUCAGAACCCUUCCAAGCCGGUGGAAUCCGACUCGACCUCUGCGCUCGACUACAAGCUCGCACACAAGCUUCGAAAGCUGCCACCGCUGCCUUCACUCGAGCCGCCGUCGCUCGACGCACCUUCUGCGGUGUCCAACAUCCUGUACAACACGCCGCCUCCGUCCAAGGCGCCCUUCAAGCGACACACGCUCAACUGUCUCGUGCAGAAUGAGCCGGGUGUGCUUUCGCGCGUUGCCGGUACGCUCGCUGCACGUGGAUUCAAUAUCGACUCGCUCGUGGUGUGCGGUACCGAGAUUCGCGAUCUUUCGCGAAUGUGCAUCGUCCUGCGUGGGCAGGAUGGUGUGAUCGAACAGGCACGAAGACAGUUGGAAGAUCUGGUGCCCGUCUGGGCGGUCUUGGAUUACACAAACACAAAGGUCAUCGAACGCGAACUGAUGCUUGUCAAGGUGUCGAUUCUGGGACCCGAGUAUUUCGAGGAGUCCCAACAGGCGUCUGCUAGCUCGCCCGCUUCGACACCGGAGGUCGUCGCUGAACGCGAAACUGACUCGGCUUCGAAAUCCAGCUCGACCUCUGCAUCGCAACCCAUGACGCCGCUCACGCCUACCGAGGCACUUCGCGUCAAGUCGGACAAUAUGCGCUCCGUCAUUGCGCUCGCCGAACAAUUCCGCGGUCGUGUCGUCGACGUCUCUGCCACCAGUGUCAUUGUCGAGUUGAGUGGAAAGAGCAGUCGUUGCGACGCCUUCCUGAAGCUCGUUCGUCCGUUUGGUAUCUUGGAAUGCGCUAGGUCCGGCACCAUGGUCCUCCCCAGGAGCCCCAUCCCCAGCAGCUACGCUGGCGCCGACGAUCUCACAGAAGACCAGGUAGAUGUUGUCGACGCCGGCGCCCUCCCCCCUGGUUAA
Messenger RNA from Mycosarcoma maydis (corn smut), 1026 nucleotides. Its product is annotated as acetolactate synthase regulatory subunit. Gene Ontology annotation, cellular component: mitochondrial nucleoid; acetolactate synthase complex. Gene Ontology annotation, molecular function: acetolactate synthase regulator activity. The record is from RefSeq and is a predicted model, not a curated record. NCBI's taxonomy places the organism in Eukaryota, Fungi, Basidiomycota, Ustilaginomycetes, Ustilaginales. Gene Ontology annotation, biological process: branched-chain amino acid biosynthetic process. The transcript has a single exon. The coding region runs from base 1 to 1026 and encodes 341 amino acids.